Protopterus annectens (West African lungfish) is the source of this 3222-nucleotide messenger RNA. RefSeq names its product tyrosine--tRNA ligase, cytoplasmic-like. Gene Ontology annotation, molecular function: ATP binding; tRNA binding; tyrosine-tRNA ligase activity. Gene Ontology annotation, biological process: tyrosyl-tRNA aminoacylation. The record is from RefSeq and is a predicted model, not a curated record. Bases 275 to 1864 code for a protein of 529 amino acids. The transcript has 14 exons. NCBI's taxonomy places the organism in Eukaryota, Metazoa, Chordata, Ceratodontiformes, Protopteridae.
CUGCGAUUAGAGGCUGGGUAAUCGUUUCUUAGUCGCUGUCUGAUGCAAGACUUUUAACCGGUGGAAACACGUGAAUUAUUAGAACACCGGUGUAAGUCUGGUAGCACACUAACCGGGAUAAACCCAUGAAGUAAGGAAGGCAUCAGGCAGCUAUAUGAGAGUUAGCUCACUGGGAAGUAGUACAGUAAAGGCAUCUGUAAUCCUGCUGUACAGAAAAGGGUUAGUGGUAUUGUCUUGGUUUUUUUUUUCGAACUUGCAUUAAACAGACAUUACCAUGGGACAGAGCCAACUGACAGCUGAUGAAAAAUAUACCCUCAUCUCCAGGAACCUCCAGGAAGUUUUGGGUGAGGAGAAACUGAAGGACAUCCUAAAAGAACGUGAACUGAGGAUCUAUUGGGGAACUGCCACAACAGGAAAGCCACAUGUUGCGUACUUUGUACCCAUGUCAAAGAUUGCAGAUUUCCUCAAGGCAGGCUGUGAGGUGACUAUUCUCUUUGCUGAUUUGCACGCUUACCUGGACAACAUGAAAGCCCCAUGGGAGCUGUUAGAACUACGGACUCGGUACUAUGAGCAUGUAAUCAAAUCCAUGUUAGAGAGUAUCGGAGUGCCAUUAGAUAAACUACGCUUUGUUAGGGGAACAAGUUUUCAGCUCAGCAGGGAAUACACAUUGGAUGUUUAUAGACUGACUUCUGUUGUCACACAGCAUGAUGCGAAGAAGGCAGGAGCUGAAGUUGUGAAGCAGGUGGAGCACCCACUUCUGAGUGGUCUGCUAUAUCCAGGACUGCAGGCCCUGGAUGAAGAAUACCUGAAGGUAGAUGCUCAGUUUGGAGGAGUUGAUCAGAGAAAGAUUUUUACAUUUGCAGAAAAGUACCUUCCAUCUUUGGGCUUCAAAAAAAGAAUUCAUUUGAUGAACCCCAUGGUGCCAGGCCUGACAGGAUCCAAAAUGAGCUCUUCUGAAGAGGAGUCCAAGAUUGAUCUUCUGGAUUCCAAGGAGGAUGUAAAAAAGAAACUUAAAAGGGCUUUUUGUGAGCCAGGAAAUGUAGAAAAUAAUGGAGUCCUCUCUUUUGUUAAGCAUGUACUCUUCCCUCUGAACUCUGAGUUUGUAAUAAAGAGAGAUGAGAAAUGGGGAGGAAACAAAACCUACACAAACUAUGAAGAACUAGAAAAGGACUUUGCAGACCAGCAAGUCCACCCAGGGGACCUGAAGAGCUCUGUAGAAACAGACUUAAACCGAUUGCUGGACCCAGUUAGAAAGAAGUUUGAUACACCUGAGUUGAAGAAACUGACCCGGGAAGCUUACCCUGAGCUAGCCAAACAAAAGGGAACCUCAAAACCACCCCCCCAAAACUUUGACAAUGAUGAAAUCAUUCCAUCCAGAUUGGAUAUAAGAAUUGGAAAAGUUCUCAAUGUAGAGAAACAUCCUGAUGCAGAUAGUCUUUAUGUUGAAAAAAUUGAUGUUGGUGAAGGUGAACCUCGCACAGUUGUGAGUGGAUUGGUACAUCAUGUCACAGUUGAAGAGUUCACAAACAGGAUGGUGGUACUGCUUUGUAACCUUAAGCCACAGAAAAUGCGUGGGAUCGAGUCUCAGGCUAUGGUUCUAUGUGCAUCCACGGAAGGUGACCACCGCAAAGUUGAGCUACUUGAUCCCCCAGAAGGUUGCACCCCAGGAGAACGUGUGUUUGUGGAAGGUUAUGAUAGUGGGCAGCCAGAUGAAGAACUUAAGCCCAAAAAGAAGGUGUUUGAGAAGUUGCAGGCUGAGUUUAAGAUUUCUGAUGAUUGUAUCGCACAGUGGAAACAGAAGAACUUUAUGACCAGGCUAGGAUCUAUUACUUGUAAGACUUUGAAAGGCGGUAACAUCUCUUAAUCAAGGGGAAUGACUGUCAGGAAGCAUGCCUGCUGAACUGCAUUCCCAACAAUUUCUUGGACAGACAUUAAUCGUUAUUGCAGCUCGGUUACUUGUUGACCUUUCUAGCUGGCUGCAGAAUCUAAAAGACUAAAGCAUAAACCUCUGUCAGUACUUUGCACGUUUACCCAGUUCCACAUUACUUUGCAUGUACAUGAUGACAGGGGGUUAAAUUGAGUGACUUGCAUCGGUAUUCUUUCUUGCAACACUGAUACAGCCACAGGAUUUCACUAGUGCAAACUGAUUAUUGGAACCAUUUUAACAUUUAGUUUAGACACUCCCAGCUGUAGAUACUUGUGGCACAGCAGCAGCUGUUUGCAAGCAUGACCUCUUGAAGUUGGCGUUCAUUUGGAUGUACAGCAUACCAUUCUAAAUGCUUCAGGGGCCAAACAUUGAGUGAGUCAAUUUGAUGUGGAUGAUCACUUAGCAUUUUUGUCUGUCUUGCCAUACUAGCAUGAGAGUUAAGGUUCUGCAUAUCUGUACCUUGUUUACAAAAUAGUGCAACUAAGUUGUAGAAUUUUCUUCAGCAGGGUUUUGUACAGUUACAAAUGCACAUAUCACUAAAUACAAGGAGAGAAUUGUUAUUGACCUGGGCUUUGUUAGUAAAUCUUGGUGACGUAAAUCAAAAUCCAUCACUGCACUUUCUGCAUUGAGACCCUGGGGUGUUUUUAUAAAAAGGGGUAAUAUUGGGUAUUAAAAUUACCAACUUAGGUGUGAGUGUAGCUGCAAUCUACAUAUGUCAAAAUGUAUUUUUUAUGCAUUUUUUACUUGUAUAGAUACAGGAUAUGCUUGUAGUUGGCCUCCUUAGUGUAGAAUUGUAUCUGUAGUUGUUAUAUCAGUAGUCUACCGUGCAAUUGUGGACACCUCAAAGCUCUGCUAAGAUGAAUCAUGGUCCUGUUUUGUUCUCAUUCUAAAGCCUGCCUCUGUCUUGCAGGUGCAGUGAGGAUGAUGAAUAGUGUGACAAGAGUCAGCAGUUAAAAGCUGGUGCUUAUAUAAAUGCUGAAAUACAUCAUAAAGUAGUUCAGUACCUAACAAUUGCAAGUCUUGACAUAAUGUCACUUUUAAAUGGACCCUGGGUUAUGUAAGAGGAAACUAUUACAACUGGUCAGCAGCAGUCUGUUGUGCUAAAAGUAAAGGGGAAUUAAAACUGAAAAAAAAUGGAGAAUACAAAAUGUCACUCAAAGCUAGUCUACACACUACUAUUAAAUGUUUUGUACCAUUUGCUGCCCAUUGACAAUUAUGUGCUUUGUUCAUACUCCCAGUGGUUAAGAUUGUAUGAAAGAUAAAAGUAGCUCAUUAAUAAAAGUGCUGACUGAUGA